Molecule: messenger RNA, 5371 nt
Organism: Anarrhichthys ocellatus (wolf-eel)
Lineage: Eukaryota; Metazoa; Chordata; Actinopteri; Perciformes; Anarhichadidae
Product: zinc finger protein ZIC 4-like
Exons: 2
Coding region: 234-1388 (384 amino acids)
Biological process (GO): regulation of transcription by RNA polymerase II
Cellular component (GO): nucleus
Molecular function (GO): RNA polymerase II cis-regulatory region sequence-specific DNA binding; DNA-binding transcription factor activity, RNA polymerase II-specific
Source: RefSeq, a predicted model, not a curated record
CGACUCCGUUCACCUCCAUUCACACAGUAAAUAAAAGCAUGGAGGCUCUGACUCUCGGGAUCUAAUACGGAACAGCGGGGGGUAAAGACACCGCCGCAUGCGCUCUCCCUUUCACCGAAACACACAAGGAAGCGGGUCAGCGGCGAACGCUUUGUCAGUUGGAUUUAACUCGUUUUACGUGGAAGAGAGGAUUGUAGUUGGAGACGGGAGCGGGGCAGCCCGCCGUGCUGAGCAUGAAGCGGACGGCUGUAGUGGCCAGGCACAAUGGCCUCGUCUCUCCGCUGGGAAACAACAACUCCGGGGCUUCGAGCAUCGUCUCACCACCACAGCCGAGAGCCACUAGUAUCUCCGCUUCUGCCGACGGUGGUGUCUGCGGUGGGAUGGACGGCCUGCUGGAUUUCUCCAAAGGCCCUAUCGUCAAAACUGAGCUGGUCUGUAAAUGGAUUGACCGAACUUCUUCGAGACAGAUGCUUGGGCGGACGGGGACAUCCGUCUGCGACCAAACUUUCAGCUCCAUGCACGAGCUGGUGGACCACGUCACCACCGAGCAUGUAGCAGCGGGGCUCGAGACCCUCAGUCAUGUCUGCAUGUGGGACGAGUGUAUGCGCGGCGGGAAGGCGUUCAAAGCCAAAUACAAACUCAUUAACCACAUUCGCGUGCACACCGGGGAGAAGCCUUUUGCAUGCGCAUUUCCUAACUGCGGCAAGAUGUUCGCACGCUCCGAGAACCUCAAGAUCCACACGCGCACGCACACUGGUGAGAAGCCAUUCCAGUGUGAGUUCUGCGAGCGACGCUUCGCCAACAGCAGCGACCGGAAGAAGCACUCACAGGUCCACACAGCCUCGAAGCCCUACGACUGCAAGGCCCUGGGCUGCACCAAGUCCUACACCCACCCCAGCUCCUUGCGCAAACACAUGAAGGUUCACGUCAAGUCGUCACCUACCUCUGAACCCCGGGACGUGUACGACACCAUCCCUCAUCAACUCCAACAACCUCAUCAAGCUCUCCUAGAGCCCCUCAACCUUAAAAUGAACCGCCUCUCUCCAUCAUUUGCCAAUGGAAACACUCAUUUUCCUCUUCUGUCCAAUCACGCAUUGGAUAUCAGCUCAGCCAGCGAAGUUGACCAUAAGCUGCUUCUGCGGAGUUCAUCUCCAAUGGCGAUGCCUCUGGAUCUCUCUCUGUCAGGCCUGAAGAGUCAGCUGGCCCAGAGGCAGCAGAGUGGUAGGACCCGGCGAAGGAGCCAGCGCUCAGUCAACCCAGCCUUACCUCAGUUGUCUAACAUUAAGGAGUGGUAUGUCUGUACCAGGAGUACAGCACCGCAUUUUCCUCUACUUCACCCAGACCACAUCAAAUCAGAACCUAGUGAUGACGAGGAGUAUGUUACGUAGGAUGGAGGGACUGGGGAAUUUGGACUUGAAGAACAUAUAUUGUCAGGCCAGGGAUGCUCUGUGGAAUCAUAGUUGCUGUACAUUUCCAGAACCAGCAGAGUUGUGGUUCAACAUCAGUGGCCCCUCUGAGAUGGAGCAGGCUGUGAUCAGAUGGAGACUUUUUUACUCUGUCAUCACUAUCUGUGGACUAGUGUCACUAUCUGUGGACCAAAAAUCAGUGGCUCAAAUGUUGCCGGAAGGGACAAGAGGAAUUCCAUCAUAAUGGUUUGACAAAAAACUGCAAGUUAUCCAAUCGGUGUCAGCUAGAUAACCUGGACUAACAAAGGGGAGAACGUUGUACAAAUGGACCAGGGGGUGUUGGGUUCUGCUCUGCUUGCUGUUAAAGAAUAUGAAGACGGUGUGUGUACAUGAUGACCUCUCUAGGAAGACAUAUUAUUGACCAGUUUAUCUAAGAGCUCCACCUAGAUGAAGCAAUUUCAAGGGCUACAUUGACACUGAUGGAAAGUGGUUAAUGUUAACCUGAGCUACUGAUGGCACUGUACACAUGGUCCACAACAGCAGGCACAUGGUGUGGAUGUGAGGGUGGGACUGUUAUGGCCUCAGUAUGUUUUUAACAAACUAGUUUGUACAACUUCAGAUAGUUACAAAAAGCAGCUGAUUCUACUGUCGAAAACCGGGGUUCCAGAUGUUGUUAGGUGAUCCGACAAGCACUUUGUUUGAAGCAAACUGAGGCCUUUACUUACAAACCGUUGGUAGUAACUUGUUUUCUGUAAUCACAGUCUAAUCUGACAAAGUAGCCAGCAGUAAAACUGUAGUUUAAAGACAGUUGGGCUGAUCCUUCUUUGUACUGAUCAUCAAGUGUCUCCUUAUCCUCUUCAACCCUAUGGACCUCUCUCAGUGGGUUAAUCACCUGUAUCUGUUUACACUCCAUGUGCAAUUUAGUGAAGACCACAAGGUUUCCAAAAUGACUAUAUGUCAUACACAUAUUUCUUUAACAUGAAACUAUAUUAAAUGAUGCACAAGGCAUCCAGUAUUUUCCCUUUGAUCAAAUGGUGCCGCCAUAAAAAGUGGAUUUGAAAAUUGACUCAAUGUAAGCAUCAUUGAAUAUAGGAAAUAAGCAGAAUGUAUUGUGUAAGAUUGUGUUACAGCUUGGAAAAAAUGUUUUAUGUCUGUUUUGAACUUACUGCAUUGAGAACAAUUUAAAUGGUGAAUAAGUAACUUAUACCAAUGUACAUUAUCCAUCCACAAGUAGCUCCUUUCAAGCUGGAUUUGAACCUGGGAUGUGAGAAAACCUACUUGAAGCAGAUUGUUUAAAGUACAAAGUAAAGGUCUUACAACCUGGGUAAAACUGAAAGUGAGCACACCUGAAAUGUGUCUAAUAAUCCCUCGUUGCACAGGAAAACUGGGUGCACAACUACACUAAGUACAGUAGGGCAAAGUGAUGGAUGUUCACAAGGGAUAGUUUGGAAAAUGAUUUUAACGUUCAUCUUUGUUUUCUCUUCCAAGUAAGUUUGUCUAACAAGGCGUUCGUUUAAAACCUUUUUACUCUUUUUUUUCCCAAGCUAUUAACAUGUACAUUAUUAAUACUGACAGAUGAUGGACAAAACUGCACCCAAGUUGAAUGAAACAGGAAUUUCACUUAAAACAGUAUGAGUGAUUUGAAAAUUGUGAGUCUCAAUUUCAUUCAGGUUUACUAACGACAAAGCUAUUGAGUGAGUAAUCAAUCUGAAAGCUGAGAGUGGAGACAGUACAUGUGCGAUUAUAAGUACAGAACAGAACUUUAAAAACAGAAUUGUGUCGUUGAAGUUUUGAUUCUUAAGCAAUAAUCUCUAUGAGUGAGCGACUACUCACACCCAGAUUAUGAAGUUUGUAUUACUAUUACACAGUCAGCACGGCACCACCUCACUGCUAGAAGGUCUCGGACUCCCCACAGUCCAAACACAGCCUUUAGGUCUGAUUAAUUGGAAACUGGUAAAUGUGAGUGUGAAUGAUUGUCUGUCCAUAUGUGUCCUGUGCUAGACUGGUAACCAGAACUGGUGCACCAUGCCUCUCUCACGAGUUGUGAUAGGCUCCAGCUCUCUGUGAUCCUGCUCCGGAUAAGCUGGUAUAGAUACAGAUGGGUGGAUGUACCUGGUCUGCGACCACAAACUAAGAGCAGAAUAAAAUCCAUUGCAUUUGAUCUGGAUGUGAGUUGUCAUCAAGUUAGAUGCUGCCUUUUAAAUACCAUCAGGCCACUUCCCAGUGUGCUCCACUGGCUUUUUUGUUAAAAACACAUUAAAAGUACCUGUGGGAAACUAAGGUACUUGCUAACUAAGGUUAAGGGCCCCCUCGUGAUAUCAAGUGCUCAGAAGCUCUCAGCUAAUAAAUACUAGUAGUUCUAAACUUGCCCAAAUUAGGUUGUUGCUUUCAAAUCUUCUGUGAUCUGUCCCCAGAUUGAUUCAAUUUGUCUUCUACACAAUCAUUUCAGCUCACGAAAGAGCAGACAUAUCAGAGUUAAUGAUCAUUGAAUAGCACAUCUCUGUGUUCCUUUUCUGCACUUUUAUGAGAGAGAGGCUGUGUGAUGCAGUAUAACACCUGAUCUCAAGUCAUUGAAGGCUUCUAGUUCAGACACCCACUGAACCAAACGUUCCGUCUGUAAAAAAUGUUCAUAGAUUCAACGCAGCAGAUAAAAUGCAAGAUGAAGACAGCUAACAAAAACUCCUGUGAGAUUAACCUUUUCUUUCCCACCCCAACCCUCUGGUUUAGCAACACUAAGUGAGUAAACAAGUGAAUAAGAAAUGAAAUUAGAACCAACAAACGUUCAUGCUUUUGCAAUAAAGUAAUGUCAGUGUUUUUAUCAACCAUUUUUGUCGACUUUACUAAUGGAUUUUUGUAAAUGACUCUCUGGAAAAAGGUGAAACACAUUCCUACAGCCUCUGUCUGUCGCGAUUAUUAACAAGGCUCUCUCUAGGCUUAAAAAGAACAAGGCUUAAAUGAUGAGUUAAGUGUGAAGCUAAAAGAUUUGAUGCAAAAUCUGACCACAGAACAGCUAAAAUUCAUAUGCCUGGAUGCCAGUCUCACUUGGCGCCAGCAGAACAUGAAAGCUCAUUCUUGACCUUGGAUAUUAUCUAACCAUUAUCUGUAAUGGCUCGCGUUCUGGGCAGUUUAGAGUCACUAAUUAACCUAACCGGCAUGGCUGUAUAGACCGUGGGAGGAAGCGGCAUGGUUAAAACCCAUGCUGACACCAGGAACAUGCAGACUCGACACAGACGUUCAAACCUCAACACUCUUGCUGUGAGGUGACAGUGCUAACCACUGCACCGCUGUGCAGCCCUUUGAAACACUAGUUUGACAAAAUAAACCCUCCAAGCCCACUUUCUAACCAUAAGACUAUCUGAUGUUCUGGAAAAUGAACAUCAAAGUAAGUUGCCUACAAUAUUUCUGAACCAUUAGCUGAACUGUAGGUGAUAACUGUUGGGCUUGCUAGACAGAUACUUGCUUCCAACCACAUAAUUCAGGCCAACUAAAUGAAUCGGUGGCCUGGUGCUAGGUUAAAUGAUGAAUUGACGUCAGGCAUGAAUCGGAUCAAUAGCCUGGUUUAAAGUUUGCAUAGAACAUACACAUUUUCUAAUUAGGAGGCAUCUUCAAUCUGCAUUUCCCAACACAGUGUGUGAGAUUGUUUUACACCAAACCUGAUGACCCGUGUCCAUCUGUUUAAACAAGAAAAGACAUGAGACACAAGUCAGGCAGUGUCUCAGUGAUAAGAAGGUUAAAAGACAGUUCACAAACACACUGAAUGAGUGGUUUACGAGUUAACAAGUCAAUGUAUUUAAAAAAUAAUAAUUAUUGAAAAUACUUUGUAGCCCACAUUACUGGUUGGAGGCACUAGCAAGUUUCUGAUAGGUUACGGAGAUUAACGGUCCACCGGUUUACAGCAUGAGACACAUGCAGUCCUCACAGAGCAAUACAAAUAACUCCUAUAGUGAAUUUCUCAUUGAAUCUCA